UGGCGUGUUCCUUCCUGGGACCCCUUUGGGGUGGCGUGGCUGCUGGGAUUUAAUCCUGGUCCCUUUAUCUGUCAGCUCAUCCUCUUUGGGCUCAGCAACCAGAUGGUGGUGACCUUCAAGGAGGAGAACACCAUCGCCUUCAAGCACCUCUUCCUGAAGGACUACGUGGACGGCGCCGAUGACUCCUACGCUGUCUACACCCAACACGACCUCUAUGACCGCGUGUUUUAUGCCGUGGACAAGUACUUGGCCAUUCCCAACGAGACCAUCGGUCGCUACGCCUACGUGCGAGGGCAGAGUGGAGGCAACCAGUCGGCCCUCAUGCUGUGCCAGCAGUACUAUCGCAGAGGGCGCAUUGAUCCAGCCAAUGACACCUUCAACAUCGACCCCAAGAUUGUCACAGACUGCCUGGGAGUGGACCCCGAGGACCCACAUCCUCUGCCCCCAGAGCUGGACCGCAGCUACAAGAACUUCACCUUCAAGUUUCACAAGCUCAUCAACGUCACCAUCCAAUUCAAGCUGAAAGCCAUCAACAUCCAGACCAUCAUCAACAACGAAAUCCCAGACUGCUACACCUUCACCAUCACCAUCACGUUUGACAACAAGGCACACAGCGGCCGGGUGAAAAUCCACCUCAACAACCGGGCUGACAUCAAGGAGUGCAAAGGCCACAGCGUCUUUGGCCGAGGUGACAACUCCUUCCGGCUGUUCUUUGACGUCGUCGUGAUCCUCGUCUGCUCGCUCUCCUUCAUCCUCUGUGCCCGUUCCAUCAUCAGGGGGCUGAUGCUGCAGCACGAAUUCAGUCAGUUCUUCCAGCGCCGCUACAACCAGAGCGUGUGCCUGUCGGACAGGAUGGAGUUCCUCAAUGGUUGGUACAUCCUGCUGGUCAUCAGUGAUGUCCUCACCGUGCUGGGAACCAUCAUGAAGAUCGGCAUUGAGUCCAAGAACUUUGCUGAUUACGACGUCUGCAGCAUCCUCCUGGGCACCUCCACGCUGCUGGUCUGGGUCGGGGUCAUUCGCUACCUCACCUUCUUCCAAAAGUACAACAUCCUCAUCGUCACGCUGAGGGUGGCCCUCCCUAACGUCAUCCGCUUCUGCUGCUGCGUGGCUGUCAUCUACCUGGGCUACUGCUUCUGUGGAUGGAUCGUGCUGGGACCGUACCACGUCAAGUUCCGGUCCCUUUCCAUGGUGUCCGAAUGCCUCUUCUCUCUCAUCAACGGGGACGACAUGUUCAUCACCUUCGCCGAGAUGCAGCAGAACAGUUACCUGGUGUGGCUCUUCAGCCAGAUCUACCUGUACACCUUCAUCAGCCUCUUCAUCUACAUGGUCCUCAGCCUCUUCAUCGCCCUCAUCACCGGCUCCUACGAGACCAUCAAGCACCAAUGUGAGGGUGAAACGCCCGUGUCCCAGCUCCACGCCUACAUUGCAGAGUGCAAGGACAGCCCCAAGUCGGGCAAGUACCGUCGUGACAGCACCUCCACCUGCUCCGUAUUCUGCUGCUGUGAACAGGCUCCUCUGCAGGACAACACGUUGCUGGUGAACUGAGGGAGGAUCCCAGCACUCGAGGUGCCCCACGCUCCUGCUGGCUGCACGCCCUCUAAUUUAUUUUAUUGUCUGCUUUUAAUGACUCGGGACUCAGCACCGGCCCCAAAGGAGCGAGAAGAGAUGGACACCAGGCAAUGGGGUGCACAGAUGGAUGCCUGUCCUGUUAUUAUUCUUUUUUUUUCCCUUGAUGGACGCUGUGCCUCUAUGCUGAACUACAGCCUGGCAGUAACUCGGGAGCUGAGCUGCAGCCCCUCGGCUGUAUUUUGGGGGCUUUGGGAGCUCAGCCCCGCUUGUAUUGCAUCGAGGACUUGGCUGAUGCUUCAUCCUGAAGCCCUGCAGCCCCUCAGCUGUGUCCUGGACUCAACCUUGCCCUCGCUCCCCAGUCCAGUUGCCACUGGGCCACAUCCUGAACUUGCCUAGAGCCUCGCAGCGCCCUGGGGACACAUCUUGGCCUUUGUCCUACAGCUCCACGGCCCCUUGGUUGCCCUGGAGACUUAUCCUCACCCUUAUCCUGCAGCCCAGCUUCCCCUUGGCUGAAUCAGGGAUGUGUCUGGAGCUUUACCCCAAGCCCUGCAGCCUCUCAGCCCCUUGCAGCCCCCUGGAGCCAUCAGCACCUUAGAAAUAAGUACAGGGACAACAUCUGCUGCCAUCAGGUUCCCAUUUGGACCCCAGAGCCCCUUCGGCUGCACUGGGGUGGUAUCCCUCUCUCCAUCCCACAUCCCCACAACCGUUUUAGGGGCUGUUGAGGCACAAAGGGCUGCAGCAAUGUCCCAUCCCAACCACAGCCCCAGGAGCCAGGCCGUGUCCUCCUGCCCUCCCUGGAGGUUGCUCUGUUGUGCUCUUGGCACAGGGCUGU
Messenger RNA from Meleagris gallopavo (turkey), 2401 nucleotides. NCBI's taxonomy places the organism in Eukaryota, Metazoa, Chordata, Aves, Galliformes, Phasianidae. The record is from RefSeq and is a predicted model, not a curated record.